CUUUUGGCCAAAUUUCCAUUCCCACAUACCCCAAAUGCCCCGGAAAUGUUUAUAUUUGCCUUCCAUCCAUUUGUUUGCAGCUAUCAUCUUCAUCUCCUUCUUUUCCAAGAGAACCAAAAAAGGAGUGAGAAUGGAUUCCAAUACUCCUCCAUUCAAGAUAAUUUUGGGGUCUAAGUCAAAAGCAAGAAGGGAAAUAAUGGUGGAGAUGGGUUACGAAUUCACAAUCAUGACUGCUAAUAUUGAUGAAAAAGCUAUACGCAAAGAAAAACCAGAAGAUUUGGUCAUGGCCCUCGCUGAGGCGAAGGCUGAUGCCAUCAUCUCAAAGCUUCAAAUUGCUGAUAAACAAGUGAACGAUAGUGAGCCAACACUUCUUAUUUCAGCUGACACAGCAGAAGCCACAUUAACAAAGCCUUCCAACGGUGAUCUCAGAACUGAUGCAGGACCCUCUAUCUUAAUUACAGGCGACCAAGUGGUGGUUUAUGAAGGGAUGAUAAGAGAGAAGCCAUCUAGCAAAGAGGAAGCUCGGCAGUACUUGAAAGAUUAUUCUGGCAGGAAGGCUUCAACUCUGAGCUCUGUUCUUGUGACAAACCUUCAGACAGGUUUCAGGAAAGGGGAAUGGGAUAAAGUGGAGAUUUUAUUCGAUGAGAUACCAGAUGAAACUAUUGAGAAGCUCAUCGAAGAGGGUGAAGUGCUGCACGUUGCUGGUGGUUUAAUAAUUGAACAUCCUCUCAUAUUACCCUUGGUUAAGCAAGUGGUUGGGACAACCGACAGUGUGAUGGGCCUUCCAAAAGCAGUAACGGAGAGAUUAAUAGCAGACUCGCUCUAGGUCGGUGAUUAAGGAGAUCAUUAUGUUCCUUCUUUCUAACAAGACUUGGUUUCGUUGAUGAAGCACAACUUAGAGCUCGUUCGUUAAGUACAAUUCUAUUUUCGGCUUUCGUGGACAUUGUGGCAUUGAUCAUCUUCACCUAUUUUUCAUACCAAAGCAGAAUACACAAUAUAUACUCUUACCAUUGGACAUUGGUUAGACAAAAUAUUAAUGAAUGAUCUAAACUUGCUACUCAUUUUGUUAUGUAUUUUGCUUCUUGCCAAAUAUUUCUUAUAUAGUACUCCGUACAAAAUACUUAAAUAACAUGAUCUUAAAUAUUAUAAAUCUUUUUUUCCAUCUGCUAAA
Molecule: messenger RNA, 1171 nt
Organism: Spinacia oleracea (spinach)
Lineage: Eukaryota; Viridiplantae; Streptophyta; Magnoliopsida; Caryophyllales; Amaranthaceae
Exons: 10
Coding region: 35-826 (263 amino acids)
Molecular function (GO): nucleoside triphosphate diphosphatase activity
Source: RefSeq, a predicted model, not a curated record